GCCGGUAGCGAUAAACGGUUUUUCAUUACCUUGUGUGGAAGCAUAAUCAGUUAUAUACAUUUGUUGUAUUAUAGUGUAAUUCGGCGGUGUAUAGCUCUACUGAGAGGACUGGAAGGAAAAUAAAACUAUUCUGGGUUCAAGAUGACUGACUGUGAAGGAGAUGCUUCAGUAGACUUGAGCCCGAUGGAGCUGUAUGAGAAGCUGACCGCGCAGGGAGACAAAGUCCGAAUCCUGAAGACGGAGAAAGCGGCAAAAGCUGAUGUCGAUGCCGCUGUAGAGUUGCUUCUGAAACUCAAAGUGGACUACAAGAAAAUAACAGGGCAGGACUACAAGGCUGGCUGUCCACCCGAAGGAAAUGAGGCCUCGCAAGACAAUGGGCCGGAUGCCGGGGACAAUGACGAGGACCAGGUAGACCCCUGGAAUGUGUCCACCACCAGUGCUAAGGGAGUGGACUAUGACAAGCUGAUUGUGAGGUUUGGAAGCAGUAAGAUCGAAAAGGAUGUGGUGGACAGGAUCGAGAAAGUGACUGGACAGAAGGCUCAUCGCUUCCUGCGUCGCGGGAUCUUCUUCUCUCACAGAGAUAUACACCAGGUGUUGGACGCGUACGAGAACAAGAAGUCGUUUUAUCUCUACACGGGCCGCGGCCCCUCCUCAGAGGCCAUGCACGUUGGACAUCUCAUCCCUUUCAUCUUCACCAAGUGGCUGCAGGACGUGUUUGACAUUCCACUCGUCAUCCAGAUGACGGACGAUGAAAAGUACCUGUGGAAGGACAUAACACUGGAAGAGAGCCAUCACUUUGCCCAUGAGAACGCCAAAGACAUCAUCGCCUGUGGUUUUGAUGUCAAGAAGACAUUCAUUUUCUCUGACUUGGAUUACAUGGGAUCGAGCCCUGCGUUCUACAGAAACGUGGUGAAGAUCCAGAAACAUGUCACAUUCAAUCAGGUUAAAGGCAUCUUUGGCUUUACAGACAGCGACUGCAUCGGCAAGAUCAGUUUCCCUGCAAUCCAGGCUGCUCCAUCCUUCAGCAACUCCUUCCCCCAGAUCUUCAACGGCAGGGCGGACGUGCCGUGUCUUAUUCCUUGUGCCAUCGACCAGGAUCCCUACUUCCGCAUGACGCGAGACGUCGCCCCUCGAAUCGGCUAUCCCAAACCCGCCCUCCUGCACUCCACCUUCUUCCCGGCCUUACAGGGGGCUCAGACCAAAAUGAGCGCCAGUGACCCCAAUUCUUCCAUCUUCCUCACAGACACACCCAAACAGAUAAAAAGCAAGGUCAAUAAGCAUGCCUUCUCAGGAGGACGGGAUACCGUCGAGGAGCACAGACAGUACGGAGGGAACCCUGAAGUGGACGUGUCCUUCAUGUACCUGACCUUUUUCCUGGAGGACGACGAGCAGCUGGAGAAAAUACGAAAGGACUACAAGAGCGGAGCGCUUCUGACGGGCGACCUGAAGAACAUCCUGAUCGAGACCUUACAGCCCAUGAUCGCCGCGCACCAGGAGAGACGCAAGCAGGUCACGGACGAGCUGGUUCGCCAGUUCAUGACCCCGCGCAAGCUAGACUUCGGUUCUUAAGAGUGAGAGGGAUGGGGAGAGAAAGGGCAUGGGCUUUUUUUUUUUUUCGCUUUCUCUUUAAGCGGCGCUGGUUAAUUCUGAGUCUGACUUGGGACUGUGACAUGGACAGUUCUCCAGACACCAUCCAUUAUUCGGUUAUACUAUAUAUCAUCUUCUAUUACCUUAAUGUAUCGGGAAACUAACUUCAUCAUGUCUAACGCUUGCCUGUCUUACAGAGACCUGUGUCAAAUAAACCAGAUGUAAAAAAUUAUGUGCAACUGGAUCAUAAUCUGUGUUCCAUACUGAACAGAGCCAUAGGGAAAAUGAUAUGAGAUUAAAAAAAACCCCUGUCAGUUAUCUGUCUGUACUACUGUAGUGUGGACACAGUGAAAAACACGAGGAUAAGCAGAGACAUGUAUGAUGAUGUUUAAUUGGUUCAUUUUAUAACAUUGACACUGUUUCAGUUUCAUCACAAUGUAAUACGCUGUGCAUUUUAUGUGUUUAAAUACACUCAUGAAAUUA
Chanos chanos (milkfish) is the source of this 2070-nucleotide messenger RNA. RefSeq names its product tryptophanyl-tRNA synthetase 1 (gene wars1). Gene Ontology annotation, molecular function: tryptophan-tRNA ligase activity; ATP binding. The transcript is spliced from 11 exons. Gene Ontology annotation, biological process: tryptophanyl-tRNA aminoacylation. Lineage: Eukaryota; Metazoa; Chordata; Actinopteri; Gonorynchiformes; Chanidae. The record is from RefSeq and is a predicted model, not a curated record. Bases 142 to 1569 code for a protein of 475 amino acids. Gene Ontology annotation, cellular component: cytoplasm.